Messenger RNA from Triticum aestivum (bread wheat), 1580 nucleotides. Its product is annotated as homeobox protein knotted-1-like 11. Gene Ontology annotation, cellular component: nucleus. Gene Ontology annotation, molecular function: DNA binding. Lineage: Eukaryota; Viridiplantae; Streptophyta; Magnoliopsida; Poales; Poaceae. The record is from RefSeq and is a predicted model, not a curated record. Bases 213 to 1142 code for a protein of 309 amino acids. Gene Ontology annotation, biological process: regulation of DNA-templated transcription. The transcript is spliced from 6 exons.
CCGCCCCGCGGUCCCCUCUGCCGCUGCACCGCUCCGCCCCGCCCGCCUGCUCUGCCUGCCCGCCUGCUACUGCUGGCGCCCUACACCUACACCCAUCCGUCCUCCUCCUCUACUUGACCCGGUGGUACCACUCGUCCCUGAGCAAGGCAGCGGAUACCAAGCGGGAGCUAGCCCGCGCACGCCUCUCCUGCGCGCGCGGCGAGGGUACGGCCAUGGCGUACCAGUACCACCACCAGGACCACGCGCUGGGGAUGGACGCGGCUGCGGCGGCGGCGGGGAACCCCGGCGGAGGCUUCGCGCCAGGUUUGGGCGCGGGCGCGGGCGGUGGCGGGUGGGAGAGGGAGAAGGCGGCCAUCGAGGCGCACCCGCUGUACGAGCGGCUGCUGGAGGCGCACGUCGCCUGCCUGCGCGUCGCCACCCCCGUCGACCAGCUCCCCCGCAUCGACGCGCAGAUCGCCGCGCGCGCCCCGCCGCCCAUGCCCCCCGCAGGCGCGCCCGCCGGCGGCGAGGAGCUCGACCUCUUCAUGACACAUUAUGUGCUGCUGCUCUGUUCCUUCAAGGAACAGCUCCAGCAGCAUGUGCGCGUCCACGCCAUGGAAGCGGUGAUGGCCUGCUGGGAGCUCGAGCAGACUUUGCAGAGUCUUACAGGGGCAUCUCCUGGUGAAGGCACCGGGGCAACUAUGUCUGAUGAUGAAGACAAUCCGGUCGACAGUGAGAGCAACAUGUUCGAUGGAAAUGAUGUGUCAGAUGGCAUGGGCUUUGGGAUGCUAACCGAGGGUGAGAGAUCCUUGGUCGAGCGCGUAAGGCAAGAGCUGAAGCAUGAGCUUAAACAGGGGUACAGAGAAAAGCUUGUGGACAUCAGGGAGGAGAUACUGAGGAAGCGAAGAGCCGGAAAGCUCCCAGGAGACACGGCGUCUACUCUGAAGGCUUGGUGGCAAGCCCACGCAAAAUGGCCGUACCCAACUGAGGAGGACAAGGCGCGGCUGGUUCAGGAAACAGGGCUGCAGCUGAAGCAGAUCAACAACUGGUUCAUCAACCAGCGCAAGCGGAACUGGCACAGCAACCCUACCUCGUCCUCAUCAGACAAGAGCAAGAGAAAAAGGAACAAUGCAGGUGACGGCAACGCCGAGCAGUCCUGGUAGGGCGGGCGCGGCCGGAGAGCGAAGAACGAAUGCCCCGUAUUAUGUACAUAGCGCUUCCAUCUUGGAGAAGGCUUGAUACUGCUAUUUAUUGGUCCGGGAGACGACGGCGGCUGCUCGCCCCGGAGUCUCCCGGACCCAACACCGUCUGUACUGUACUGUACCCCAAAAAAGAAAAAACAUGUAGUGGUAAUGUUGUAACGGAGUUGCCAGAAAUCUGUAGCUGUUUUGUGGCGCGCCGCCGUGCUCGGAGGCGCGGCGUCGCUGUGAGUGAGUUUAUACGGGCUGUUCCGUGGUGUGUGUCUGUGGGUUGUGUGUUGCGUUCCCGUGGGAUUGAUGGAGGUGUCGUGUGAUCUGUGUCGUGUGGGUGGGUGCUGUAUGUUUGCGUACCUGUAUGUGUACUGACCAUGAUGCGCUUGUCCGGGUCUGCACCCUCGGUCU